Molecule: messenger RNA, 905 nt
Organism: Delphinapterus leucas (beluga whale)
Lineage: Eukaryota; Metazoa; Chordata; Mammalia; Artiodactyla; Monodontidae
Source: RefSeq, a predicted model, not a curated record
AUGGCGAUGUUUGCUGAGGCCAAAGAGGCUGAGGGUGGAAUCCAAAAGUGGAAGAAAGAGAAGGAGGAGAAAGAGAAAGAGGAAGAGGAGGCAGCAGCGGGGGUGUGGGUGGGUGAGGAGGCUCUGAGGAAGGCCCGGGCCGAGGGCCCCGUGGAGAGCAAGCUGGAGUUGCACCCACUGCUGAACAGGUGGGCUCUGUGGUUCUUCAAGAAUGACCGCAGCAGGGCCUGGCAGGACAACCUGCAUCUGGUCAUCAAGUUUGACACCGUGGAGGACUUCUGGGCGAUGUACAAUAACAUCCAGCUGGCCAGUAAGCUCUCUUCCGGCUGUGACUACGCCCUGUUCAAGGAUGGCAUUGAGCCCAUGUGGGAAGACAGCAGGAAUAGGCGGGGUGGCCGCUGGCUGGUCAGCCUCGCCAAGCAGCAGCGCCACAGUGAGCUGGACCACCUAUGGCUGGAGACGCUGCUGUGUCUGAUCGGGGAGAGCUUUGAGGAGCACAGCCGGGAGGUGUGUGGGGCCGUCAUCAACAUCCGAACCAAGGGGGACAAGAUUGCCGUAUGGACGAGGGAGACAGAGAACCAGGAGGGCGUGCUGCGCAUUGGGCGUGUCUACAAAGAGCGCCUGGGACUCUCCACAAAGACCAUCAUUGGGUACCAGGCCCACGCAGACACGGCUGCCAAGAGCAACUCCCUAGCCAAGAACAAAUUUGUGGUGUGAGGGGACCCUGGCACCACUGCCCAGUUGGCUGCCCCUGAGUCUCCCACUGCUGUGUGUGUGUGUGUGUGUGUGUGUGUGUGUGUGUGUAAAAGGGGCUGGGCUGGGGGCAGAUGGCAUGGUUCUCACCUAUUCUGGAGUGAAUACGAGCACUCUUUAAUGUGAAUUGGGGCCCGGGACAAGAGGCAGUU